Messenger RNA from Athalia rosae (coleseed sawfly), 967 nucleotides. Its product is annotated as mucin-5B. The transcript has 6 exons. The coding region runs from base 16 to 804 and encodes 262 amino acids. Gene Ontology annotation, molecular function: G protein-coupled receptor binding; neuropeptide hormone activity. NCBI's taxonomy places the organism in Eukaryota, Metazoa, Arthropoda, Insecta, Hymenoptera, Athaliidae. Gene Ontology annotation, biological process: G protein-coupled receptor signaling pathway. The record is from RefSeq and is a predicted model, not a curated record. Gene Ontology annotation, cellular component: bursicon neuropeptide hormone complex; extracellular region.
GAAACAAUCCAAGAAAUGUGGAAGUCUCUCAUUUUUUCAAUAGCCGUUAUGGCAGUUUGCGGUACUAAUGUAAUCGCUCAACCUUCUGGGGAUGAAAAUUGUGAAACAUUGCAGACGGAAAUACAUGUUACUAAAGAGGAGUACGAUGACCAAGGGAGUUUGAGAAGAACUUGCGGUGGGGAUAUCACAGUCACAAAAUGUGAGGGAUUUUGCAAUUCGCAGGUACAACCAAGUGUCGUUACAACAACAGGAUUUUUGAAGGAAUGUUUUUGCUGUCGCGAAAGUUAUCUGAAGGAGAGAGAAGUUUUUCUGGACCACUGCUACGAUGCAGAUGGUGUUAGAUUGGUCAGUGAUGAGACUGCAUCUAUGGAAAUAAAGUUACGAGAGCCAGCCGAAUGCAAAUGCUACAAAUGUGGAGUCGAUGAAUGUCAAGUGACUCCUGUAAUACACGUUCUGCGCUAUCCUGGCUGUGUUCCAAAACCAAUUCCAAGUUUUGCAUGUACCGGGCGUUGCAGUAGCUAUUUGCAAGUUUCGGGUUCAAAAAUUUGGCAAAUGGAGAGAAGUUGCAUGUGCUGUCAGGAGAGCGGCGAGAGAGAAGCUAGUGUGUCGCUGUUUUGUCCGAAAGCAAAACCAGGCGAAAGAAAAUUCAGAAAGGUAAUUACCAAGGCACCUCUGGAAUGCAUGUGCCGACCUUGUACCGGAGUUGAAGAAUCAGCGAUAGUCCCGCAGGAGAUAGCAGGUUUCGCGGAAGAGGGUCCUUUGACAACAUCGGCUCAUUUUAGACGAUCACCCGGUUUGCAAUGAAAUAUCUCAUAUUCCAGUACCUGGAUCCACGCAUAAUUCAUGGAAUUUAAUCUAUAAUUACUAACAUGUUGCUUCAACUAGCACAUUAUCUAUUUCUCGUGAUUAUUUACCAUUAAAUACAACCAGUUGUUUAGAAAUAAAUAUUGAUAACCAGAGAUCCUAA